AAAAAAUCAUUCGGGUUUCACGAACACACAAUUGUUUCGACCCAAAAGGCAAUUUACUUGUUUUUACUCAUGGGUAUGAGUUACAGUAGUUAAAACAGGCGUUGAAAAGUACAAACGUCUAAUCCUUUUACAAGACUUUCGCUUAGGCGAUUUACGUACGGGGAUGCCAAAUAGGAACUGUUGUUACGAGCGCAAUGUACUCAUCGGAUCAUGUUGAAUGUAGCACACAAACAUGGCUCUCUACUGUGCUCGAGCGUGCAGACAAUAUUUACUUCAUCUUGCACAUGAUAACGUGGAUUUUAGAUUACCGGAAAUAAAAGCAUUGCUGUCUCUAAGGAACCGUCCAUUUGAUACAUCAGAAACAUUCAGCGAAAAGUCUCCCUUUUGGCAACUGAAUGGCUUAUCGGAAGAUGAUAUACGGAGUGUCAUGUCCAGAACGGUUUGUGGAAAGUCUGCUUUUGAACUUUGGGGUCAUGGAACAACAACAGAUGAGCUUAGGAUGUCGUUGUUGGAGUAUCCAGAAGAAAACAUGGCUCCAUAUCUACAACAAAAUUCAACUUAUAAGAUCAACGUCUACACUUUCAACAAAACAUUAGUGUUUAAGGACAGAAUCAAAAAGAUUGAUGCUCUAGACUUCUUGCCAUUUAAAGGGACAGUCAAUCUAAAGGAUCCAGAAUAUAUUUUCUGUUUGCUGGAGGAUUAUGGCUCUGAUCCUAAUGACAUCCCAGAGGAGCCUUUCCAUAUAUACUUUGGGAGAUGGAUUGCAGAUGGUCAGAGAGAAUUAAUUCGCUCUUACAGUGUGAAGAAGAGACAUUUCAUUGGGAACACUAGUAUGGAUGCUGGCCUAUCCUUCAUCAUGGCCAAUCAUGCCAAAGUAAAGGCUGAUGAUUUGGUUUACGAUCCUUUUGUUGGAACAGGUAGUCUUCUGGUAGCAUGUUCACACUUUGGGGCUUAUGUAUGUGGAACAGACAUCGAUUAUAACACUAUCCAUGGAAUUGGAAAAGCCAGCAGGAAGAAUCAGAAAUGGAGAGGACCAGAUGAGAACAUCCGAGCGAACCUGCGGCAGUAUGGGACUGAGAGUCUCUAUGUGGACGUCAUGGUGUCUGAUGCUUCCAAACCUGUUUGGAGAAAAAAUACACAGUUUGAUGCCAUUGUUACAGACCCUCCAUAUGGUAUUCGUGAGUCCACAAGGAGAACGGGAUCUCAUAAAGAUAUCAUCAAACCUCCUGAGGACUUCUCUGGAGAGAGUCACGUGCCUGUUUCAAUGGCGUAUCACCUGAGUGAUAUCUUUGCCGACCUCUUGAAUUUUGCAGCCCACCACUUGGUUUUAGGUGGAUGUCUCGUCUAUUGGCUUCCAAUCUACAGACCAGAGUACUGUGAGGAGAUGGUGCCUCUUCACCCCUGUUUGACUCUCAUCAGCAACUGCGAACAAACUCUGUCCAGCCACACGUCAAGAAGACUCAUCACCAUGGAGAAGACCAAGGAGCCUGAGGAUUCGGACAGACUGGUGCACCUUGCUGACCCUCGCUUCACCCCGUACCAGGGUCACAACUCUUUCAGAGAGAAAUACUUCAGUGGUCUCACCAAGAAGAACGGAAAGGACGCCAAAGUCACCCCAAGAAAUAAAGAAUAAAACAUGAAAAGAAUGAUUUAAGUUACAUUUUUAUUUAUAUAUUAAUUUUUUUAAUUUUCUUUUUAUAGCAUUAUUGUAUUUUAAAUGUUUUUUCAAUAAAAACCCUUGUUUUAUCA
This is a messenger RNA of Onychostoma macrolepis, 1749 nucleotides long. It is a transcript of the gene trmt11, whose product is annotated as tRNA methyltransferase 11 homolog. Lineage: Eukaryota; Metazoa; Chordata; Actinopteri; Cypriniformes; Cyprinidae. The coding region runs from base 233 to 1633 and encodes 466 amino acids. Gene Ontology annotation, biological process: methylation. The transcript is spliced from 13 exons. Gene Ontology annotation, molecular function: nucleic acid binding. The record is from RefSeq and is a predicted model, not a curated record. Gene Ontology annotation, cellular component: cytoplasm.